AUGGUCACUGAGGAGUUGAGGACCCGCAAGCACAUGUACCCGGCACAGCGUUCGGAACAUCUGUCACCAUUUAACGACUGGAUCUUUGCUGCUGCGAAGAGUAGUGAUAAUCUGCAAAUAUGCAGUCCUAACUUCACAGCACGAUACUUGGCCAAAUACGCAGCUGGUGAGGAGGAGCGUGCCAGGGUAUUCCUCAAGUGUGGCCGUAGUGAGAAUGAGGUCUCGAUCACUCAGGAUCCCCUGCACAACCUCAAGGUAACAGGAGCAGCCAUCGCAUCCUCAUCGGACAAAGCCAGGGAGAAGAAAAGCAGUGCGGUUGAGGGCAGGACUCUUGCCUUGACAGAGGUCGUCUUCUGGGAGUUUGAGUUUGAAUAUGUUCAUUUGUGCUCUCGCUAUAUCCAUAUCAACACAGGAUAUAAGCAAGAUAGGUCGGCCAUUAUGAAGAGGGAACACCAUUACGUGCGUCCUGGCGCUGAGGGGAAUGCAGUUGCAGCAUUCGACGUCCGAGAGGCUUUGGGCUUUCCUCGCGAGAGACAAAUCUUGAAUGCUCAAAUUA
Molecule: messenger RNA, 556 nt
Organism: Perkinsus marinus ATCC 50983
Lineage: Eukaryota; Perkinsozoa; Perkinsida; Perkinsidae
Exons: 1
Source: RefSeq, a predicted model, not a curated record